Messenger RNA from Dermacentor andersoni, 1165 nucleotides. NCBI's taxonomy places the organism in Eukaryota, Metazoa, Arthropoda, Arachnida, Ixodida, Ixodidae. The record is from RefSeq and is a predicted model, not a curated record.
UCGAGCACCAAUAUUAAAUGCUGCAAGUUAGCGCUAGGGUUCGGAAUGUCGCGUUAUCGUUCACGCAUGAUUUAUUUUGUCAACCUUUCAACUGCCAAGAUGCGUUUUUGUCCUCCCGUUACAAGAGUCGGCCGUUUUGAGCUCCUUUGUCUGUGUCCGUGCAGGAAUGCUCCUGGAACCGGAGGAAGGGAAGAGCGAGAGUUAUGCUGUGUCUGUGGCAAUGUUUCGAGCAGACGGGAUGACUUACAUGGGCGCGCCAAGGAACGCACUGAAGACACCGCCCACAUUUGCAAAGCAUGUGAUCAAUGGUCCGUGAACAAGUCUAAGUUUGUAGAGCAUUCCCGCAACCUUACUGAAAAAAAACACAAAUGCGAAACCUGUGGUAAACAGUUCCGCCGUGCCCACCACCUAGCUCAACAUUACCGCACGCACACAGACGAGAGACCCUACAAAUGCAAUAUGUGCGAUAAGUCAUUCCGGCAGUCUGGUCAUCUAGAUAAUCAUAAGCGCACGCAUACAGACGAGAGACCCUACAAAUGUGAAAUAUGUAAUAAAUCGUUCCAGCGGUCUUGUUUUCUAGAAGAACACAAGCGCACGCACACAGGUGAGAAACCCUACAUUUGCAAAACAUGCGGUAAAUCCUUCGCGCAGGCGUCGUCUCUCCGUAGACAUAAGCACGUUCACGCAGAAGUGAAACAUCAUGUAUGCCACAAAUGUGCGAAAUCAUUCAAGCACAAAUAUAGUCUCAACAGACACGUAGACUCACAUUGUGGAAACAGUGCUUUCAUUUGCGAAAUUUGCGAUCGAUCCUUUCGUAACAAUUCAAAUCUCCUUCGUCACCGCCAAACAAAGCACGUGGAUAAAACACCGUAUGAGUGUACGCAGUGCGGAUGUCGUUUUGCAGACAAGGAAACACGCGAUAGACAUGUGUGCCAGAAGGGAUGCAAGAUGUGAACGAUGCCGUCUGGUUGUUUGAAAUUGCGCCAAAAGACCUCGUGGCCAGAAGUAUUUGGGGUGCUUGAGUGUCGAAAAAUACUGCAGGUUCUGGACAGCGCUCACUGUUCCAUGAACUAUGUACUUGGUGAACGUUGCUUUAUCAAACUGACUUCAAGACAAACCCUAAUGGGCUGCAAGAUUGCGUUUUCUCUAACUACAUGUUUAAAAU